Molecule: messenger RNA, 363 nt
Organism: Sclerotinia sclerotiorum 1980 UF-70
Lineage: Eukaryota; Fungi; Ascomycota; Leotiomycetes; Helotiales; Sclerotiniaceae
Exons: 2
Coding region: 1-363 (120 amino acids)
Source: RefSeq, a predicted model, not a curated record
AUGUCGCCAAUCACCAUGCGUAUGUGGUGUUCAAACCAACCAAUCUUUGCGGUUAACAAACCUCACUCUAUUGUCCUUCGGCGCUUACACAACCUGACACCUCUCCUUCAAAUAACCUCCAAUCACAACGCACAACUUCUUCCUUCUGCUCAUACCUACAAUUCCACGGCUUCUUUCAAGAAGCUUCAACUCGAAAGGUUACUUCCAAAUACCUACCUAAGCAUUUUAAAAGUCGACAAUAAGAAGGUUUUGUUCUUUCCAAACGAUCUGAUGUGCGGCUCGAGUUUUGAUAUAUUUGGAGCUUCUUGUCUUGUUCUUACGGGACAUGCAAGUAGUGAUGAAACUGAAUUGGUUUGGAGAUGA